AUGUCUCGACCUUACUAUGACCCUUACGGUCACCCCUCUCAGCUCCGUCCUGGAUCAACUCAACCCUCCCAAUCUCCUUAUCCAACCUCACCGUCCGGACAAUACCAGGCAUACGCGGCUCCAUCAGUUCCUCCCAAUAAGCCCGCUCCCACGCCUUCUCCUGGCCCUCAGUCGCCCUACCCUGGAGCACAACCCCCUUAUCAGUCGUCUCAAUCUCCCUACCCUGGUUCUCAGUCAGCCUAUUCUGCACCGGCCAACCCUUCGCCAUCUCCUGCACCUCAAGCUCAUGGCCAGACUUAUUCGCAAGCACCAUACGGCGCACCCGCCCCUCCUGCCCAAGGCUUUGCGCAAGCGUCGCCUUAUGGCACUAAGGACCAACCAUACGGACAGUAUUCUCAGCCGCAGCAAGGCUAUGGCCGGCCUCCGCCACCCCCGCCCCAGGCUCAGCCCUACGGAUCUUCCGCUCCCCAGUACUCUCAGCAGCCAAUCUCUCCUCAAGGUCAACCUUACCCUCCUCAGAAUGCGCCUUAUUCGGGUGGACCCGUUCGUCCUCCUCAGCAAAGUGGUCCCUCCGGGGCUGCGUAUGGUCCCCCGGGCGGCGCACCUCCCCCAACUCGUGCGACAGAGCAACAGAUUGCUGCCUACCGACAGCUGUUGAUUGGGACUAUCCAAGAGAAACGCAUCCAAAGCUUCUAUCCCCCGGAGAGACUUGAUAGGCUUAUCCAGUCUCUGGCCAAUGAGGCACCUUCCAAGGUGAACAAGCUCACUCACGAGCUGAAUAUCCCGAACGAGGUGGCCAUGGACAUUGUGAAGUUAGCUCUCUUCGAUGUCAUCCUGUACGUGGAUGACAGUGGCUCAAUUGAAUUCGAAGAACGAGGCGUGAGAAAGGAACAGCUGCGUUCUAUCAUCGAAGUCGUUGCUUCCGCUGCUUCCACCUUCGACGAUGAUGGUAUUUCAGUCCGGUUUAUGAACUCGUCUGAGCAAGGCGAUGGCAUCCGCAACGCAGACGACGUCAACCGCCUUGUGUCACGGGUCCGCUUCCAGGGUCUUACGCCACUGGGCACUAGUCUACGCAACAAAGUUCUGGACCCGAUGGUGGUGGGUCCGGCGAGAGCAGGUCGUUUACAGAAGCCUGUUCUCAUCAUCACCAUUACCGAUGGACAGCCCGCCGGUGAGCCUCUGGAUAGCGUAUCGAACUCCAUUGGCUAUGCUGUCAACGAAGUUUCUCGCACUCAGUAUGGACAGGGGGCUGUUUCCUUCCAGUUCUCACAGGUCGGAAAUGACAUCAAAGCUCGGGAUUUUCUAGCUUCUCUUGACGAAGAUCCCCAAAUUGGCUCUCUGAUUGAUUGCACCUCAAACUUCGAGGUCGAGCAAGAUGAAAUGUCGCGGGCCAAUCCCCCAGUGCAUUUGACUCGCGAACUUUGGUGUGCCAAACUGAUGUUGGGUGCUAUUGACUCUUCAUACGACACCAAAGAUGAGAAGGCUGCUGGGCGCAGUGGACCUCCGCCUCCGGGCCCCCCAGGUGGUCAGUACGGUGGUUUUAACUACAACCAGCCUCCAGCCCAGAACUACAAUCAGCCUCCUCCAGGACAGUAUGGCUCAGGACCGGGAUACAACCAAGCACCAUAUCCCCCAAACCAGGGUCAGGGUCAGGGUCAGGGUCAGGGUCCCUCUCAAAGCUAUGGGCAAGGCUACGGUGGCGGGUACGGCGCUUCGUCUCCGCACCCCAACCAGUCUGGGUAUGGACACGGCCAGGCCCCCAGCGGAACUACACGAGGCUAUCCAGGUUACGGAGCACCUCCUCGCUACUAGACGGCAUUGUGGAGAUGGGAUGUACUACGCUCCUAUGCACUGUGAAAGUGGCUUAAGUCUUUAGUUAUCAUUUCCCUGAUUAAUUUGAGCAUUUUAUGAUAUGAAAACGGCCACAAAAGCGGCACGAAUACAAAUGGCUUCUCAGUCUCCUCUGUGAGGGUCCAAGCACGAAGUAAUGUAUUUUAGUCGGUGUUUCUCCGGAAAGGAUGGCAUGUCGAUCCUCGCAGCUUUCUGAAAGCCGAUGACCCGACAAUCUGACAUACUCCGGC
Aspergillus saccharolyticus JOP 1030-1 is the source of this 2081-nucleotide messenger RNA. RefSeq lists its product as uncharacterized. The transcript is spliced from 4 exons. Bases 1 to 1812 code for a protein of 603 amino acids. The record is from RefSeq and is a predicted model, not a curated record. NCBI's taxonomy places the organism in Eukaryota, Fungi, Ascomycota, Eurotiomycetes, Eurotiales, Aspergillaceae.